CCCGUGUUUAUAAGGCGUAAUAUUCAACUGGAGGUAAAAGAGUUUAUAUUAAACAAUUAUUUGUUAUUAAUAAUAUUAUUUGUUGCUAACAACAAUAUUUUUUACAGAUACCUUACUUUUUUAUCGUUCCGGCUGCUGUAUUAUGCGAUUCUUGUGUGUUGGUUGGUAUAUCGGAAGCUUUAGUGCAAGAUGUUCGAAGAAAAACUUAUAGCAGAGAUUGAAAAACACAACUGCUUGUGGGACAAACGACAGCUUAGUUACCGCGAUCGGGUGAAGAAAGAUUUGGCUUGGCGAAAUGUAGCUGCUGCUGUGGGACAUCCUGAGGAAAACUGCCGAAAGCGAUGGAAAUCGUUAAGAGACCGAUAUGGAAUAGAAUUGAAGGUUGAUCAACAACCUAGCGGAAGUGCUGCGUCGUUUUUGAAAGACACGGUCACGCCCAGACAGACAACAACAAACAUCGUCUCCCAAACGCCAGAAGUUCUCGGACAAGAACCAGAUAUACUGGAUACUUCCUUUGGAUUCCAAAUAGGCGAGAGUGGGAACAUUAUAAUAGAAGAUCAAGAAACCACUGCCCCAACGCCGGCUAAGAGACAAAAGAAAAAAAACGAUGAGAACGCCGCCUUUAACGAUCUAGUCAACGAAAUGUGUCUUCAGAGCAUCCCUUAAAUCAUAAUUAUUUGAACUGCCUCGGUUCGAUGACACCCUACUUAUUGAGGGCAAUGGAACUACUUCGUUUCGCCAUGAGCCAGCGAUGGUGGCAUCCUCUUCGUAGCGAUCAACAAAAUCGCUUGCUACAUAGUUUGCACACGAAAGCUUAAUAAAAUUAUGCAAGACAAUACAAGCUUUCACUAUUUGUUCUGCAUUUUUCGGGGCCAUGCAUAGCGUCGUUCUCAAUAUUCUCCAUUUGGCAGUGAGUAUUCCAAAUGCGUUUUCUAUAACUCUUCUUGCACGAGAGAGUCUUUUAUUGAAAUACUCUUGCUCUUCUGGAAUACCUCUACCCGGAUAUGGUCGCAUUAAAUAACGCCGUAAGGGAAAAGCAGCAUCUCCUACUAAAUAAUGUGGAAAUGGCUCGGUUUCUCCUGGCAGAGGCUGAUCAUGUGGAAGGCCGAGCCUAUCAUUUUCAAUAGCAUCUGCCAGUUUUGAAAAGUGGUAGACACCGCCAUCGCUUUGACUUCCAUAUGCUCCGAUGUCAACGCAGGUAAAGGUAUAAUUGGCAUCACAUACGGCCAAAAGCACGAUACUAUAAUUGCCUUUGUAAUUAUAGUACAUCGACCCUGAAUUCGCUGGACAGGUAAUAUUAAUGUGCUUUCCGUCGAUGGAACCAACGCAGUUGGGCAUAUUCCACAGCGACUUGAACUCAUUGGAAAUACGUCCCCAUUCCGUUUCUGACGGGGUCGCCACAUACAGGUCAGCUAACAGAUCCCAUAUGGUCAUACAUGUCUCCAACGUAAUCUUCCUGAAAGUCGUCAGGCCGAUCCUGUGAACUAUUGUGUGGAAUUGCCGAGUGCCACCGUGAGCCAAAUAUCUGCAACAAAAAAA
This is a messenger RNA of Rhagoletis pomonella (apple maggot), 1539 nucleotides long. RefSeq lists its product as uncharacterized. Gene Ontology annotation, cellular component: transcription regulator complex; nucleus. Gene Ontology annotation, biological process: regulation of transcription by RNA polymerase II. The record is from RefSeq and is a predicted model, not a curated record. NCBI's taxonomy places the organism in Eukaryota, Metazoa, Arthropoda, Insecta, Diptera, Tephritidae. The transcript is spliced from 4 exons. Bases 190 to 666 code for a protein of 158 amino acids.